AUGGACAACACAAAAAAUUAUAUUAAAAAUAAAAAUUAUUUAAUAAAACCAUCAAGUCAACCAAUAAAUAAUAAUCAUAGAAGAAAAAUACCAUCAACUGAAUCAGAAAAUGAAUUAAUUACACAUAAAUCAAUUGUUGCAAAUAAAGAUUAUCCAAGAUUACUUUAUAGAUUUGUUCAUGGAAAUGGUCUUAAAAUUCUUCCAGAAAAUUUUGCUCGUAAUUAUCCAUUAAUAGAAUCAUAUGAUCAAUGUUUAACAAGAUCAUCAUCAUCAUCAAAUAGAAAUAUAUUCGAUAAAAAAAAUUUCUUUGAUUUUUCAUCAUUAGUUUCAACAUCAUCAUCAACAAAUUCUUCAAAUAAUAUGACAAUACCAUAUUAUCUUUUUAUAACAUUUUCAAUAUUUCUUCGUUUACCAAAUUAUGCACGUCCUAUGUUAAAAAAUCGUUCACUUCCAUCUUAUAUAAUACGUUUAAUGCUUGGACAAAAAGAAUCAAUAACAAAUCAAUAUCAAGAUGAAACACAACAAGAACAACAUCAAGAUAAUUUUGAUAUGCAUGAUAUUGAACAAAUUGAAUCAAUAACAAUAGAACAAUUAAAUAGAAUUAAUAAUAAUAAUAAUAAUACUAAUACUAAUUUUUGGGCUAAAGGUACAGAUUUUGGUAGAGAUAUUCUACCUGAUGCAUUAACAAUAAAUUCAAUGCAAAGAAUAAAACGUUUAGCACAAGAACAAAUAACUAUAUCAACAUCAUUAUCAUUAUCAUUUAGUUCAACAAUAUUUCUACGUUAA
Messenger RNA from Rotaria sp. Silwood1, 786 nucleotides. NCBI's taxonomy places the organism in Eukaryota, Metazoa, Rotifera, Eurotatoria, Philodinida, Philodinidae. The record is from the annotation of a GenBank genome assembly.